Humulus lupulus (European hop) is the source of this 2162-nucleotide messenger RNA. Its product is annotated as glucose-6-phosphate isomerase 1, chloroplastic-like. The coding region runs from base 136 to 1989 and encodes 617 amino acids. Gene Ontology annotation, cellular component: cytosol. NCBI's taxonomy places the organism in Eukaryota, Viridiplantae, Streptophyta, Magnoliopsida, Rosales, Cannabaceae. Gene Ontology annotation, biological process: glycolytic process; gluconeogenesis; glucose 6-phosphate metabolic process. The record is from RefSeq and is a predicted model, not a curated record. The transcript is spliced from 14 exons. Gene Ontology annotation, molecular function: carbohydrate derivative binding; glucose-6-phosphate isomerase activity; monosaccharide binding.
CGCAACUACUUCCAAUACCAACUGCACGGUCUUCUACUUCUAAUCAAAUUCCAUGUCAAACCCAAUUAUGGAGUAAUCAAAUAUAUUUUUAUAUAUAAAUAUUUCUUCGAUUUUGACCUCUGUUCAAACUCUUCAAUGGCUUCCAUCUCAGGAAUUUGCUUCUCUUCACCGUCGCUCAAACCCCACAAAAAGCCCUUCCUCAGAGCCUCUGCCGCCUUCUCACUACCAAGACACUCCCUUUCCUUCCCGACUCGUUCUCCUCGAAUCGCUACCGCUCAGUCCGUGGCUCGGGAGAUUUCGGCUGACUUGUCCAAGUCCGAUGGAUCUGCUUUUCCGACGAAGAAGAAGGGGUUGGAGAAAGACCCCUGCGAGCUUUGGCGGAGGUACGUUGAUUGGCUGUAUCAGCAUAAAGACCUCGGUUUGCUCCUCGAUGUGAGUCGGGUCGGGUUCACCGACGAGUUCGUUGACCAGAUGGAGCCCCGAUUACAGGCCGCUUUUAAGGCCAUGGAGGACCUUGAGAAGGGUGCGAUUGCUAACCCCGACGAGGGUCGGAUGGUCGGCCAUUAUUGGCUCAGGAGCCCUGACCGCGCCCCCAACUCGUUUUUGAAGUCACAGAUUGAGAACACGCUCGAUGCUGUGUGCGAUUUCGCCGACGAUGUCGUCAGUGGUAAGAUUAAGCCACCCUCAGGGGGUCGCUUUACUCAGAUUCUUUCUGUGGGUAUUGGUGGUUCUGCUCUUGGACCACAGUUUGUUGCAGAGGCACUGGCUCCUGAUAAUCCUCCUCUUAAGAUAAGAUUUAUCGACAAUACCGAUCCAGCAGGAAUUGAUCAUCAGAUUGCACAGCUUGGGCCGGAGUUGGCAUCUACACUUGUCAUAGUGAUUUCUAAGAGUGGAGGUACUCCUGAAACUAGAAAUGGCUUAUUGGAAGUACAAAAGGCCUUUCGUGAAGCCGGCUUGGAGUUUGCAAAACAGGGUGUUGCCAUAACACAAGAAAAUUCGUUACUUGACAACACUGCAAGAAUUGAGGGCUGGUUAGCUAGAUUUCCCAUGUUUGACUGGGUAGGUGGUAGGACAUCUGAAAUGUCUGCUGUCGGUCUUCUUCCAGCGGCACUACAGGGAAUUAACAUUAGAGAAAUGCUUGCGGGUGCAGCAUUGAUGGAUGACGCAAACAGAAUUACUGUGGUGAAAGAUAACCCCGCAGCAUUGCUUGCAUUGAGCUGGUAUUGGGCUUGUGAUGGAGUAGGAUCCAAGGAUAUGGUUGUGCUUCCAUACAAGGACAGCCUGUUGUUAUUUAGUCGGUAUCUCCAGCAGCUAGUCAUGGAAUCUCUUGGGAAAGAGUUUGAUCUUGAUGGUGAUCGGGUAAAUCAAGGAUUGACUGUCUAUGGAAACAAAGGGAGCACAGAUCAGCACGCCUACAUACAGCAACUGAGAGAAGGUGUGCACAAUUUUUUUGUGACUUUCAUUGAGGUACUAAGAGAUAGGCCCCUUGGUCAUGACUGGGAGCUUGAACCAGGUGUUACAUGUGGUGACUACCUUUUUGGAAUGCUACAGGGUACAAGAUCAGCUCUAUAUGCAAAUGAUCGGGAAUCAAUCACGGUUACUGUACAAGAAGUGACACCUAAAACUGUAGGUGCUCUAGUAGCUCUCUAUGAAAGAGCAGUAGGGAUAUAUGCCUCGGUUGUGAACAUUAAUGCGUACCACCAACCUGGUGUGGAAGCUGGGAAGAAGGCAGCUGGAGAAGUGCUGGCUCUUCAGAAGCGGGUUUUGCAAGUACUUAAUGAGGCCAGCUGUAAAGAGCCAGUGGAGCCAUUGACUUUGGACGAAGUUGCCCAACGUUGCCAUGCUCCUGAAGAUAUCGAAAUGAUUUACAAGAUUAUUGCCCAUAUGGCUGCCAAUGACAGAGCACUAAUCGCCGAAGGCACCUGUGGUUCGCCGCGUGGCUUCAAAGUUUUCCUUGGGGAGUGUAAUGUUGAUGAGUUGUAUGCUUAAAUUCAUUUCCGUUUAGUAUGCAUGCCAUGCCGCCUUAAUUUAAAAAAAGAAAUCAAGUAAGUUGUUUGAACUCAUGGAUUUUGUUAAAUUAAGUUGAAAAUAAAAUUCUAUUCAUGUUUAAUUCGUGUUGUAGUUUAUGAACACAAAUAAGAUCCAAGAUAAAUUAUUUGGAA